AUGGGUGGAUGUAGCUUUCCUGACUGUCAUAACAGCAGUGAAAAGGGUUUUAAAAUGCUGAGGUUUUUUUAUUCAGUUGAGAUGAGAAGUAAAUGGACAUCUGCUUGUAAAAUUUCAAAACUCAUUACUGAGAAUUCUCGUUUGUGUGAGGGUCAUUUUAGCAAAGGGUUGUUUGACUGUGACAACCACUUAUACAAAUUGAAAAAAAAUGUUACACCAGACAUUUUAAUUCCGUCUCCCGGUAAACCUUUUGAUGUUUUUGAAACUGAUGAUGAUAAUGAUAAUCAUUAUUCAGUUAAGAGCAAUAGACAUAAAUCUAGAGUGUCCUGA
Molecule: messenger RNA, 330 nt
Organism: Cotesia congregata
Lineage: Eukaryota; Metazoa; Arthropoda; Insecta; Hymenoptera; Braconidae
Source: the annotation of a GenBank genome assembly